AGAGGAUAACGUCCGUAAUCCAAAUCAAAGGGCCAAACACUUUUUAUUUUAUCUUCACACUCGAAGAGUGGAAGUCUCAAACGUCUAAGCAUUCUUGUGAAGAAAAAUGUCGGCUUCAGCUCUAUUUUGCUUGAGAAUGGUGGUGGUGCCUAUCCAUUAUUCUCUCUCCUCGUCCAGUGUCGGCGGUGGUGCGACCAAGGUAGCACCAGGAGUGGGCGGCAGCGUUGGUGGCGUCAGGGUAGUGAUAGAGUCCUCAUCGCGGCCACAGAAGAAGGCAACGAAACACCACAUGAAGACGCGACCCCGCAAGUCUCAGGCUUGGGACAUUCGACAUGGGCCCACCGGUUACCCUCCUCUUCCUCUGCUUCCUCCUGAGUGGGCUCUCGUCACGGAUGAUGCUGUUGCUGAAACUGUUGUUUCUUCUCCUCCACAGCUGCCCAAGACCACCCAGUAG
Ilex paraguariensis (yerba mate) is the source of this 454-nucleotide messenger RNA. The record is from the annotation of a GenBank genome assembly. NCBI's taxonomy places the organism in Eukaryota, Viridiplantae, Streptophyta, Magnoliopsida, Aquifoliales, Aquifoliaceae.